CCCUCCCAAUUCUUUUUCUUCCCUUCGUGAAGAUGGCGGCGGUCACCGUCGGCGAGGCAGUUUGCGGCGACGGACCAACGAGCGGGAAACGGGCGCACCUGGGCAUCCCCGAGGCCAUCUUCGUAGAAGAUGUGGAUUCCUUUAUGAAACAGCCAGGAAAUGAGACGGCAGACACCGUACUCAAGAAAUUGGAUGAACAGUAUCAGAAAUAUAAAUUUAUGGAGCUUAACCUUGCCCAGAAGAAAAGAAGGUUAAAAAAUCAAAUUCCUGAAAUUAAGCAGACAUUAGAAAUCUUAAAACACAUGCAGAAGAAAAAGGAAUCCACAAAACUUAUGGAAACCAGAUUUUUAUUGGCAGAUAACCUCUACUGUAAAGCUUCUGUUCCUCCUACAGAUAAAGUUUGUCUUUGGUUGGGGGCCAACGUAAUGCUGGAAUAUGACAUUGAUGAAGCCCAGGCAUUGCUAGAAAAGAAUCUCUUCACCGCCACAAGAAACCUUGAGUCUCUCGAGGAAGAUCUGGAUUUUCUUAGGGAUCAGUUCACUACUACAGAAGUCAAUAUGGCUAGAGUUUAUAAUUGGGAUGUAAAGCGAAGAAACAAGGAUGACCCUUCCAAAAGCAAAGCAUAGUUAUUAAU
Messenger RNA from Lacerta agilis (Sand lizard), 634 nucleotides. It is a transcript of the gene VBP1, whose product is annotated as VHL binding protein 1. Gene Ontology annotation, molecular function: tubulin binding. Lineage: Eukaryota; Metazoa; Chordata; Lepidosauria; Squamata; Lacertidae. The coding region runs from base 33 to 626 and encodes 197 amino acids. Gene Ontology annotation, biological process: microtubule-based process; tubulin complex assembly; protein folding. The transcript is spliced from 6 exons. The record is from RefSeq and is a predicted model, not a curated record. Gene Ontology annotation, cellular component: prefoldin complex; cytoplasm.